Molecule: messenger RNA, 2259 nt
Organism: Symbiodinium pilosum
Lineage: Eukaryota; Dinophyceae; Suessiales; Symbiodiniaceae
Source: the annotation of a GenBank genome assembly
AUGCCUCCCAAGUCUCCCACUUCCAGGUUGGACUUCUCUCGUCGAGCCGAAGGCGGUCCUCAAAACAUCCCAUACAAGGAGAUCCGCCAAGGCAAUCUUCCCUACGAGGAGGUAGACUUCUCCCAGAACUACCUGUCCGCUAAUGAGCUGCCCGAAGUGAUGAAGAUUUGCAAGCGAUGCCCCAAGCUGCGUGUUCUCAAGUUGUACAAGAAUUGCAUCGACGACUAUGGAGCUCAAGACUUGGCAGAGCUAUGCCGGACCGCUCCACAUCUUGAGGAGAUUCACUUGUCUCACAACAUGUUCACGGCAGCUGGUGCCGGUAUUAUCAUUAAGUCGGCAGAAGAGUUCCGCCGACCAGACACUGUGCCAUUGUGGUUGCGAUUGGAGCACAACUAUGUGGAUGAUGCAGAGAAGGUCUUCCAGACCCUGCAGAGCCGCUACAGCGUUUGCAGAAGGACAGAUGCCAAGCUGUGCACUGCUCGCACGUGCCACAACAGGUGCAGGGUUCAUCUUCCUCAUUUUUGCCUUCAGCGUUUGUCCCAAGUGGAAGAGACCGCCAAACGGUCACCGACGCAUGCCAAUCAUCAGUCGUUGUCAGGGCAUGUCUUGCGCAAGUUCCGAGCAGACCUGGAGCGAGAGAACAAGGACAAGGUGAAGAUUGAUCCUCACUUGGACCAUCGGAUGGACUUGCGCACGUACCCCAUGGUAGACCCUCGCGUGGAGGCCUUUGACCGCGGCUGGGACCCUCAACUAGAUGAUCGACGAAUGUCAUGGACAAGGGGGGUCACCGACCGCGACUCGGAGGACUUUUCGGUUUUUGCCGCAGGGCCAAUCAUGGGCCCGAAGGAAAAGGAAGUUCACCCCGAGCAGCUCGUAGACCAAAACAGCUGCCAAGAGUUCGUGUGCAAACUAUGCGAGGGGGUGAUUCAUGAUCCAACUCUCACCAGGUGCUCUCACAGCUUUUGCAGUGAUUGCUUCCAGAAUUAUGUCACAAACAGGGUACGGGGCCACCAGACUGGUCCAAAGUCUGGGUGCUCCAUGCAGAGCAUGCCCUGCCCAGAGUGCGGUGAUGGACUGCGGAAGUGCGACAUCGUUCCCUUGCAUCAUGCUCGUCAUGCUGCUGCCCUUGUGCUCCAACGCUGUUGGAGCAAUGUUCGCAUCAGAUGCAUCCACCACCCACAACAUUUUCAGUAUGGCUUUGGUUCCUACGCACAGCAGCUGUCGCACAACACUGGUGUAGAGUGCUCCUGGCUUGGGAACUUGUGUGACUAUGUAGCUCACAUCAACAACUGUCCGGUGCAAAACUACGACGCUGGUGCCGACAAGAGGCCAACCAGCGGACACAUCACUCCCCAGGAAGAGUGCCCAGCAGAGUACGUGGCUCCCUUCACUGAGGACGAGAUAUGCAUUGUCCUGUAUGAUUACACACCCGACAACAACCCCAAGAAGAUUGCCGUUUCGGAGGGUGACCUUGUGAGGGUAUACAGGACCUCAUCCAACGGAUGGACAGGAGGUUCCAUCGUGGGGCCGGACAUGCAAGACAUUGGUGAGCCAGGGUGGUUCCCCACCAACAUUCUGGAUCACUAUGAUGAGCGCUACUGGCCCGAGCAAAAUGGCAGCUUCGCAUACAACGGGCAGUACGGAGAACACAUGGUGCACAGCGGCGAGUUCAAUGACGGCAACCAGGAGGCACAUGUUGAGAAUUAUGAGCAUGGCUUUGGAGAAAGUUCCGGUGAAAUGUACGAUGAGAACUACAUCCAGCAAAGCGACGCGCCGUACCCGGAGUCAUUCGAGGCAAGGUAUGAAACGCACUAUGCCGAGUCGUAUGUCCAGCCAGUGGAGAAGCACGGGGAGUCCUUCGAGCAGUAUGAAGAGGCUUUGGACACGCAGUACAGCGAUCCCGGCAAGCAGGAGUACGGCGAGUCUCCCGAAAAUUCUUACAAUCAGCCGUUCGAGAAGCAGUACGGCAACUCUUUUGAUCAAUCAUUUGAAAAGACGUUUGAGAAGCGCUACGGUGAGCCUGUUGAGCAGAAAGCAUAUGCUGAGCCCUUUGCACAAGCCGAUGAGAGAGCUUACCAGCAGCCCUUGGAGAAGCAGUUCUGUGAGACUCUUGAGAAGCCGUACAACCCAAGCUUUGACAAGCAGUAUGGGGAGUCGGUGGAAAAGUCCUACGGAGACUGGUACAUCCAGUGCUACGACCACCAACAGUAUGAUCAAUGGUAUGAUGAGAGCUAUGCGCAGUACGGAUACACGAUGUAG